Parastagonospora nodorum SN15 is the source of this 1512-nucleotide messenger RNA. RefSeq lists its product as hypothetical. Gene Ontology annotation, molecular function: pyridoxal phosphate binding; L-aspartate:2-oxoglutarate transaminase activity. Gene Ontology annotation, cellular component: mitochondrion. The record is from RefSeq and is a predicted model, not a curated record. The coding region runs from base 636 to 1349 and encodes 237 amino acids. Gene Ontology annotation, biological process: L-aspartate catabolic process; biosynthetic process. The transcript has 5 exons. NCBI's taxonomy places the organism in Eukaryota, Fungi, Ascomycota, Dothideomycetes, Pleosporales, Phaeosphaeriaceae.
CCAAGCUCUGUCUCCAUCAUUCCUCCACCCUCCUCCGCAAUUGACCAUCUCCUUUGCACACACAUUCGCCAUGCUCGCCUCAAGAACCGCACUGCGUCAAGCAGCCACCAAGCACAUCUCCGUCAAGGGCAGCGUCCGAGCUGUCUCAGUAUGGUCGCAGAUCGCUCAGGGACCUCCGGUGAGCCAUUCUGGGUAUUACCGAAGCCUUCAAGGCCGACAGCAACCCCAAGAAGAUCAACCUGGGUGUUGGUGCGUACCGCGAUGACAAGGGCAAGCCCUAUGUGCUCCCUUCAGUCAAGCAAGCCGAGAAGAAGAUCAUCGAAGCGAACCUCGACAAGGAGUACGCUGGCAUCACCGGUGUCCCCAACUUCACCAAGGCUGCCCUUAAGCUCGCAUAUGGCGCCGACUCUGCUCCUCUCAGCGAAGACCGCAUCGCCGUCACCCAGACCAUCUCCGGCACCGGUGCCCUCCGCAUUGGCGGUGCCUUCCUCGAGCGUCACUACCCCGGCGCGAAGGCCAUCUACAUCCCCACUCCCUCGUGGGCCAACCACAAUGCCGUCUUCAAGGACUCUGGCCUGAAGGUCGAGAAGUACAGGUACUACAACAAGGAUACCAUCGGCCUCGACUUCGAUGGAAUGGUUGCAGACAUCAAGGCCAUGCCCAAGGGCAGCAUUAUCCUGCUCCACGCCUGCGCUCACAACCCAACCGGUGUCGACCCUACUGAGGACCAGUGGGUCAAGAUUGCCGAUGCUGUAAAGGCAGGCGACCACUUUCCCUUCUUCGACAUGGCCUACCAGGGCUUUGCCAGUGGCGACACCAACAAGGAUGCCUUUGCGCUCCGUCACUUCAUUAAGGAGGGUCUUUACCCUGUCCUGUGCCAGUCCUUCGCCAAGAACAUGGGUCUCUACGGAGAGCGUGUUGGUGCCUUCUCCGUCGUCUGCGAAUCAGCGGAUGAGAAGAAGCGUGUCGACUCUCAGAUCAAGAUCCUUGUGCGCCCACUAUACUCCAACCCUCCUGUACACGGCGCCCGCAUCGCUUCUGAGAUCCUCAACGACCCCUCAUUGAACAAGCAGUGGCUUGGUGAGGUCAAGGGCAUGGCUGACCGCAUCAUCACCAUGCGUGCUCUGCUGAAGGAGAACCUCGAGAAGCUCGGCAGCAAGCAUGACUGGAGCCACAUCACCUCGCAGAUUGGCAUGUUCGCGUACACUGGACUCAAGCCUGAGCAGAUGGAUGCUCUGGCUAAGGAGCACUCUGUCUACGCCACCAAGGACGGCCGUAUCUCCGUUGCCGGCAUCACCAGCGAGAACGUUGGUCGUCUCGCCGAGGCCAUCUACAAGGUCAAGGGCUAGGCUAUUGGUACUGGCGUUGACUUUCUCUUCCCCGACGAUUGAAAUGAAAUCAGCACGACACAGCAUAGCAGUAGACUGUACUAUAUUACAACGGAGGCUAGAUUGCAUUACAAACCUAGUCGACGCGAACAUAAUAAAGUCUGGCGCUACGGCACUCCCAAAA